GGACAAGAGGGUGAAGCCCAGCACGAAGAGGUAAAAAAGAGUGGCCACGUCCAAAGGAAGGUAGAGAAAAGGCAGGAGGGCCGCAAGCUUGAUGCCCACAUUGAGGAACAGUUUGGUGGUGGGCGUCUCCUGGCCUGUAUCUCAUCCCGCCCUGGCCAAUGUGGCAGAGCUGAUGGUUACAUUAUCGAAGGCAAGGAGCUGGAGUUCUACCUGAAGAAGAUCCAGAGGAAAAAAGGCAAGGGUGCCGGUGCAGCUGCCUGAGUAAACUUUUUAGAAGCUCAAAUGAAGUACUAUUAUUUUCCUUUUUUAUGCCUCUAAGCUACUUUUCAACUGUUGCUGAAUCUUUAAACCAAAGGCUUCCUUCUGUUAUUUGUAAUAGCGGAUUUUGUUCUGUUCGAAUGGUGGUGAACUGAGGUUCUUAAUGCUUUGUUUUUUUGCUUAAUUUAUGUUUGUUCUUGCAAAGCUAGAUUUCAUUAGAGAAGUGUUUCAGUCCUUUCAGAUAUAUCCACACCACAAACAGCACUGGAAGUAAUAUUGGAUGGCUGGGAUGGAUGCCACGUGUUUCCUUUAUUUUAAAUCUGAAUAAAUUAAAUAAUUUUCUCUGUA
Dendrobium catenatum is the source of this 606-nucleotide messenger RNA. RefSeq names its product 40S ribosomal protein S8-like. The transcript has 2 exons. The record is from RefSeq and is a predicted model, not a curated record. Gene Ontology annotation, molecular function: structural constituent of ribosome. Lineage: Eukaryota; Viridiplantae; Streptophyta; Magnoliopsida; Asparagales; Orchidaceae. Gene Ontology annotation, cellular component: cytosolic small ribosomal subunit; ribosome. The annotation marks the transcript as partial. Gene Ontology annotation, biological process: translation; maturation of SSU-rRNA from tricistronic rRNA transcript (SSU-rRNA, 5.8S rRNA, LSU-rRNA).